Molecule: messenger RNA, 940 nt
Organism: Equus quagga
Lineage: Eukaryota; Metazoa; Chordata; Mammalia; Perissodactyla; Equidae
Product: group 10 secretory phospholipase A2-like
Exons: 4
Coding region: 1-462 (153 amino acids)
Biological process (GO): arachidonate secretion; lipid catabolic process; phospholipid metabolic process
Molecular function (GO): calcium ion binding; phospholipid binding
Source: RefSeq, a predicted model, not a curated record
AUGCUGCCGGUGGUGGUGGUGGUGCUGUUUCUGCUGGGACGCGUGCUCUGGCUCAGCGAGGCCUCCCACGUUCACCGGCGUGGGCUCCUAGAACUGGCAGGCACCGUGAGUUGUGUUGGCAGCCGCAGCCCCAUUGCCUAUGUGAACUACGGCUGCUACUGUGGCCUGGGUGGCAAUGGCUAUCCCGUGGACGACAUUGACAGGUGCUGCUAUAAACAUGACUGCUGCUACAUCCGCGCUGAGAAGGCUGGCUGCUACCCCAAGACCGAGAGCUACUCCUGGCAGUGCGUCCAACAGACCAUCGUGUGUGAACCAACGGCGGACAAAUGCCAAGAACUCAUGUGCAAGUGUGACCAGGAGUUCGCUUACUGUUUAGCCCCAACUACAUACAACUUAAAGUACCUUUUCUACCCCCAUUUCUUAUGUGGCAUAGACUUACCCAAGUGUGACAAACUAGACUGACUUCAAAUGUCCUUUUGCACAAGGAAAUAAAACUCAUUUUCACUAUCAACAACUGCAUCCAGUUCUUUGCAGGAGGGAACCGAGGCCAAGUGUGUUAAAGCUGCAAGCCUUGCAUUUGCUUUCUCUCCCGUCCCGGAAUCUGGGGCUGGAGCCUGUUUGGUCUCCAGUUUGAUUAAGGUCAAAAGUCCCAUGCCUCUGUUAUAAAACUGAAAGUGUGUUUAUGAUUGUGUUGGGUUUGAUACCAUUUUUGAGGUUCAACCUUUAUGAAAAGGGGCAAGCCUUGUCUUCUAACCUGCUCUUGAUGGUGGGUAGUCAAAUAUGAAUGAACACCUGCCAUGUGCCUGGUCUUUUCUAGGUUCUGGGUUGAGGAAAUAAACAAGACGGCCACAUGAUGCCCACUCUUGUGAAGUUCAAGUCUAGUAGUUGUUAGCUCAAGAAAGAGUAUUCUUCCCCAUCCCACUCCACCUUUAACAGUUAA